Molecule: messenger RNA, 576 nt
Organism: Cylicostephanus goldi
Lineage: Eukaryota; Metazoa; Nematoda; Chromadorea; Rhabditida; Strongylidae
Source: the annotation of a GenBank genome assembly
AUGGCUUCAAAAUCAGGAGUUUUCAUCGUGGGCGCAAAACGGACAGCUUUCGGGACGUUUGGUGGAAAACUGAAGAAUACAUCAUCAACGGAUCUAGGAGUCAUAGCUAGUGUCGCAGCUUUAAAACACGCCAAUGUCAAGCCUGAGGACAUCGACCAUGUCAUAUUCGGAAAUGUUGUACCGAGUGCCAAAGAUGGAAUUUACCUCUCUCGUCACAUUGGCCUUAGAAGCGGUGUUCCACAAGAAGUUGGUGCCCUUACCGUAAAUCGACUAUGUGGAUCUGGCUUUCAAGCUCUUGUCAAUGCUGCUCAGCAAAUCAAGCUUGGCGAAUCAAAACUUGUUCUUGCUGGAGGUACAGAGAAUAUGACACAAGUCCCAUUUGCAGUACGAAAUAUACGGUUUGGAACAGCUCUUGGCAUGAAGUAUGAGUUCGAAGAUAUGUUGUGGGAGUCACUUACUGACAGCUAUGCGAAAUCAGCUAUGGGACAGACAGCAGAGAAACUUGGAGCGAAGUACAAGGUUAGUUGCAGAAUAAAGUAUCGAAAUUUCCCUCAUCCAAACGAAAAAAAAGGCUAA